AUGAGCGACAAAGUAUACUGCAUCACCGGCACCAAUCGAGGCCUAGGCCUCGAAUUUGUCCGGCAACUCGCCGCGAACAAAUCCAACGCCAUCAUUGCCACCGUCCGCAAUGCCUCCACAGACCUGAGCGAUCUCAAGUCUGUAGUUUCUCCCUCAACACACAUUCUAGUCUGCGACACCAGCGAUCCUGAGUCCAUCGCAUCUUUUACGUCGGAAGUGACCUCGGUCCUAGCCGGCCGUAAGAUCGAUUUUCUCCUGCACGUCGCAGGUGUCAAUGCCCACCCGGAACAGACCUGCUUGUCCAUGAGUGUAGACGCGCUCCACACAAAUCUACAAGCCAAUGUCAUCGGGCUCGCGACGACAACACAAUUGCUCCUAAACAGCGGAACGCUGGGCCCAGACGUGCGGAUUCUAAACAUGACGUCCGGCCUGGGCAGCUUGACCAAGUCUCAGGGGAUAACGCCCCGCAAAUGUCUGCCCUACAGCAUCUCCAAGGCAGGUGUGAAUAUGCUCACGGUACACCAGGCCUCGGACCUGAAGGAGGCGGGACUACCUGGGGUGGUGGUGCUCGCGGUAGACCCCGGGUGGGUGAAGACUCGGAUGGGCGGGGACGGUGCGGUGCUGGAGCCGGCAGAGAGCAUUGCCGGCGUGUUGAAGGUUUUGCACGGGGCAAAGCAGGGCGACAAUGGGAAGUUCUACAGCUAUGAUGGGUCCGAGGUUCCCUGGUGA
Diaporthe amygdali is the source of this 729-nucleotide messenger RNA. RefSeq lists its product as uncharacterized. Bases 1 to 729 code for a protein of 242 amino acids. Gene Ontology annotation, molecular function: oxidoreductase activity, acting on the CH-OH group of donors, NAD or NADP as acceptor. Lineage: Eukaryota; Fungi; Ascomycota; Sordariomycetes; Diaporthales; Diaporthaceae. The transcript has a single exon. The record is from RefSeq and is a predicted model, not a curated record.